GCCAUGCCGUGAUAUGGAAAAAUCCCAAGACCUAAGCAGUAAUUAUGGAUCUGAAUUAACGUGGCGGAUAGUUUGAGUUAAAGACCUAAAACAGGAACUUAUAUAAAGACUUGCGUCUUAAGAGUUGAUCUGUGAGUAAGGAGCUCACUGAAUGGGGUGUUGAGAAAGAGAUUAGGCACAGGUUGUACAUUCACGCUCUGAGUAUGUUUGGUUACUUUGUUUACUAAGAUUUAAGUCUCUAGGAUAUUGCUUAGUAAAAUGGCCAAGAACGCUGUAAGCAGACCCUGCCCCGGAUCUGUAUCUUGGAACACACUGGAGUAUUGUUAAUACCGAUUAGAAGAUAUACGUUUAAGUGAAGUUGCCGUUGAAAUGUCAAGAGAAAACCCCAUGCAGCUUUUAACCUACCCUGACAGGGGACAGUCAUUUUUGCCAGCAAUCCCUGCCGCUCGAGUGGAAGUGUUAGAAGACAGGCUAUUUAACCAGGAGAAGACCACUUCCAUGCUUUUGGAGCAGGCUUUCAAGAUAAAGGAAGAUGUUUCAAGUUUGCGUGGAAACCGUGGGAGUCAGUGGGAUGCUAUGGCACAACGCCUACUUGAAAACCACAUGCAGACCAUCACACAAAUAGUCAAGCAGCUUAGCAAAGAUAUCGAGGCUUUGGAAAGUCAGAUCCACACCAGAGAUAAUGUGAGUACUGGAACAAGCUUUGCUGUACAAAGUCUGGACAAAAAACAGCUCCAUGGAAUCGGUGAUCUACGUGGUCGAGUGGCAAGGUGUGAUGCCAGCAUAGCAAAACUAUCCGGAGAUCUGGCCGUCACUAAACACGAGCUGCGAGCCCAAGAGAAGGAAGUCCAAAGCAUCACGGCUGCGUUAGAAGCCCAUAUGAAGGAGAUCGAUGUUAAGGUAAUGCAGCUAUUAGGAAGAAUGGAAACGUCCAUUUCUGAACAAAGCAGCAAAGUAAAGAGUGCCCAAGGGAAGCAGCACCACGAGUUCCAACUUCUAGAAAUCAAAAUUGGAGGUCUAGUUAAAGACAUAGAAGACCAAAUCCUAAAUCAGCGGAGGUGGACAGAAUCUCAGCUACAAAGGUCUGAUCAAGAGCAGGCUCAACAUAUAGAAAAGCUCCUUAAUUCUGUGAGAGAGAAAAUGGAUGCGACAGACAACAGGUUUCAAGAGAACUUACAUCAUCUUACUGAAAAAUUAGACAACAAGGGUCAAAUUCAUAAACUUGAAUCUAAACUGAACAGGCUAAAACACGCAGAGGACAAAAUGAGCGCAAGAAUGAGCAAAAUGGAAGCAGAAAUCUGGGAUGAGUUGCAGAAUAUAAAAAGUGAAUACAGAGCAGGAUUUCAAGCAAUACAGGAGUCUCUAAAUUCCCUCCAGCAAAUACAAGAGACAAAGGUGAAAUUAGAGUCCAAGAAAGUCCAGAAAGACAUCAAGCAGAUCAGACGCAAGAUUGUUGAGCUGAAGGAUGUUUGAGAUUGUCCGACAGUUUCAUUUAGAACUGCUGGUGCAUUAAAUUACACGAGAGAAACGGAAUAGACUAAAUAAUAAUCCAGAUCAAUAUACGUAUACAAUUUCUUUGACAAAAAAAGUAUAGGAAGAUUAUGUCCAGGCUGGAGAUGAUCCUAAAGCUGAAAUAAAUUAGAUCAGUUACCUAAAUAGUAGAUGCUGUAAAAGUGAAUCAGUCACCUAGAUAUUAUCUGGAACGCAUUGAAGGAAGAAAACAGAGGUUUAUUCAAUAAAGCAGGCGUUCACAGAAGAAAUUUGAAGUGGUUGCGGGUUCAACAGAAUUCAUUCAGCUCAAUGAAGGAUCAUCUCUGACAAGUUUCUUCGCUAACAAUGGCUGAGCUAUCCCUGCAUACUGCGUUCAUCAAGCAGGGGGACUUUGAAGAAUUGACACUAACUUGACCGUGCAUUAUACAGGGAUGCGGCGUGCAGCAGCUCACAGGCAUUGGACCUUCAAAAUAUAUAGUGAGGUCCAUUCGUUGAAAUGACAUCUUCCACUUUAGCCAAUAAAACUAUGGUGUGUGUAGAAUGGGUUUAAAAUGCAUUUU
Spea bombifrons (plains spadefoot toad) is the source of this 2051-nucleotide messenger RNA. It is a transcript of the gene FAM81B, whose product is annotated as family with sequence similarity 81 member B. The coding region runs from base 370 to 1473 and encodes 367 amino acids. The record is from RefSeq and is a predicted model, not a curated record. Lineage: Eukaryota; Metazoa; Chordata; Amphibia; Anura; Pelobatidae. The transcript is spliced from 9 exons.